Messenger RNA from Dimorphilus gyrociliatus, 777 nucleotides. NCBI's taxonomy places the organism in Eukaryota, Metazoa, Annelida, Polychaeta, Dinophilidae. The record is from the annotation of a GenBank genome assembly.
GAAAACGAGGCUUGUUGCCGAUUAGCAGACGACAACUUAUUAGAGAUUUAAUGGGAAUUAUUCCUAGAAUUGGCUUCAAGAAACGUUUAAUUGACCCUAGCUAGGUUUCACAUAGUCACCAGGGGAAUGUCUACAAUUCAAUUUAGAAAUUCAAGCUGUUGCGUAGAAUGCGGUGCUAAGGCGAAAGAACCUUUCAAGAAGUUCGACGGAAAUGUCAUUAAAAUGACUUACUGCGACGAAUGUGGGGAGUUAGUUGAUAAAUAUUUUGAAUACGAUACUGUCUUGAAAAUACUGUCCCUACUUCUACACAAACCUCAAGGUUACAAACACAUCGUACUAAAUAGCCGUUCCACAGGUGAGCACGAAUGGAAGUUAUUAUUAGUUUUGGUUUUGUGUGACGCUUACCAGAGAUGGGCUAUUUUGUACGCUAAAGAAUAUUCGAAAGAGACUGAGAUGAUAUUCUAUGCAGCUUUGGAAAUGAAUUUUUAUUACUGCUUCGUUUACGCCAUGUUCAAAUGGUUUAUAUUAAAUAUUAUACUCUCUGCAACGCUUUUCCUCUACGAUGGAAAACCUUGUUUAGAUCGGUUGACAACGAUAAUGAGAUGUAUGAUUAUAUCCAGUUUCGCGAAACUAUUUGCCAUUCCGGCCUUAAUCUGGGCUCAAACCCAAAGCACUAAUUACCUUGCUCUUACCUAUUUAUUUUUGCUCACUUCUAAUAUUACCGCCUUAAAGGCAUUGAUUUGCGAGCAAGUUUCAUCAAUGUUCAACAAUCUAUGA